AUAUUUAUAAAUCUAUAUAUACAUUGAGAGAUCUAGACAAUGCGCAUAAAAGGGCAUCGCGGGCUCCCGUCCUUUCACUUCCGGGUGCUGCGUCACGACGCAAGGGGAGCGUCACGCCCGGCGUGCCGCGUCAUAACUUCCAACACAACCCGCCGCUUCCUGGCCGGCGCAGGCACGCGCCUCAGGACUGAACCGUUACCCGGACCUCCUCAUCACCAUCACCGCCACUCCCCGGUUCCUCCGACCGCUCCGCGAGGAACCGCCGCCGCCGGGAUGAGUGAAUGAAAGGGCCGUGAUCGAGGAAGAGGUCCCGGGACUCAGGUGCUCGCGCCAGGGUCGGGGGGGGGGGGGCUGAGGCGCUGCCGUGGUGAUGGUGUUGGACUCGGGUGAAGUCAUCAUGGAUCAGCUCGAGGUUGAACGUGUCGGGGGCAGCAGGGACCCGCCGGAUCCAGAUGUGCGGGCGUCCAAAAGGGGCGACGGUGCCUCGAAGGAGAAGGUGCCCCACAACGGACUUCCGGCCCAGACGCGCGGCGGCCAGGCGGCACAGAAGAGGCCGUCGUUGUCGUCCUCCCGGAGAGGCGGAGACACGCCGAGGCCGCCGCUGCGUCGCCCGCUCAGCCUGGAGAUAACGCCCCAGCGCCUGCGAUGGUCUCCGGAGCAGUUGGCCAACGGGCGCGUGAUGCAGCCGCCCUGGCGGAGCGGCUCGGCCGCCCCGUCGGCCCCGGCCCGCGGGCCCUAAGCAGCCUCGCCGCCGGCGGCUGGGAUGCGCCGGAGCGAGAGCACCCGCUCCGUUAACUGCUCCCCGGGGCUCCCGGUCGGCGGGGGCCGGAUGAGGCCCGCCACCUCGCUGCCGCACAUAGCAGGAGGAGAGGUCGGCCGGACGCCGGCUCCGCCCUCCAGGCCGUGUCUGCUGGUCGCCCUCAGGCCGUUGAACCUGGAGCAGGAGAAGCAGACUUUCUUCCAGUCCAACUACGAGUACGAGCCUCAGUUUGAGUACUCGCAGCCAGAGCCCAGGAGCGUGUUGGAGAAGUACCAAGAGGGUUCAGGCCUCUUCCUGCAACAGGCGGUGGGAAUCAUGGAGUGCGUCCUGAAGAAGUUCGGCUCCUAUGAGAACUUCGAGGAGGUGACGGGCGGCAGCGUCCUCCCUAAGAGUCAGGUCUGGGCCGCCGUGCGCAAAUACCUGCAGAAGGAAGGCUGCGUGGGAGAGGUGGUUGUGCGGCUGUCGGACGAGCUGCUGUCCCAGGCGGUGAUGGUGGUGGAGAGCUGCCGUCCCACGCUGACCAUCAACCUGGCCGGAGCGCGGCAGCACUGGCUGGAGGGGAUGCUGCGACACGAGAUCGGGACGCAUUACCUCCGAGGGGUGAACAACAACCUGCAGCCGUGGGCCACCGCCGAGGGCAGGAAGCGCUUCGGCCUCAAACCCGCCAACCCCACGGAGGAGGGCCUGGCCAGCCUGCACAGCGUGCUGCUACGGAGACAGCCCUACCUGUGGCGCGCGGCGCUGCUGUACUACACGGUGUACCACGCCACCAGCAUGAGCUUCAGCCGGCUCUUCGGCCACAUCGCUCGCUUCGUCCAGGACCCGGACGUCCGCUGGGAGUACUGCCUGAGGGCCAAGCGGGGGCAGACGGACACCUCGCGGCCAGGUUGCUUCAGUAAAGACCAGGUUUAUCUGGACGGGAUCCUCCGAAUCCUCCGACACCGAAGGAACAUCGACUUCAAGAUGUUGACGUCUUUAGGGAAGGUGUCUUUUGAAGACGUGGAGAUGUUGCGUCCUCUGGUGGUCCUCCCGCGGACCAGAAUCCCCCACUUCAUGCGAGACCAGGGGCGCUACCUGCAGCACCUGGAUCACAUCGUCACCACCAACGACCUGGACGACUCGGCGCUGCAACACCUGCUCCCCUGACCCCUGACCCCCCUCCUCCCCCAGGAGGUACACGCGGUGCAUCUAAUGUCACAACCAGUAUUAUCAACGCUUCGUUUGAGCAUUUUUAUUUUAUUUUUGUACUCAAACAAAAAGGGACGCACACACUUACACCUGUAGUUACAUUUUGUCUUUUGUCCAAUGCAUGUCCCCCCCCCCCCCAUCUUUGCUACUACUAUGAAGUUACCUCAAUACUGCAACUACGAUGUAACCAACAUUAAAUAUGUAAACUCGUACAUAAUCACUGCAUCCGCCGCCUGUACAGGACACGCUAACGUACGGAUUUAAUUGUGCUUCAUUUAUGCAAAUAUUUUUUUUUUUUUUACUUUGGAAGAACAAACUGAAUGUCUCUGGUAUUAGUUUUAUACUUUUUAUCUUGUUUAAUGCCUUACGUUGUUUGCAUUGUUUUAAAAGGACACACACUAAAUCAAGUGCCAGUGGAGUCAAACGUUUUUAAAAUGAGUGUUAUUACGAAGACGAUAAUGAGCUGCUUGUUAUCGACUUAUUAGUGUCCUUGGUGCUCUUUGCGGAUCGAUGCGCUACUGUGACGUGACCCCCCUCUGGCAGAGGACAUGAUUUCUUGCAGAAAGCCAGAUGAGAAGCUCAACAGCCACUCGGUAUGUAGCAUUAAAUUAGGAGUUAAAUCGGCUUCAUAUUUACACAUCGGGCUCUAAAUUAAUACAACUAAAACCACAAGAAUAAGGAAAUAGUUAUGACGUUAGCAUAUCCGGCUAGUAGCUGAGCUUGACUCACAUUGUCUGACACUAGAAAGACUAGUGAAGGGAAAACCCUCAUGAGGCUGAAAAUCUUCUCCUUACUCUCUGCAACAAAGCCAAUAAGCGCAUUUCCCAAAAUAUCAAGCUGCUUUUAACGUGAAGAUCAUCUGCAAUAGUGCCAUUUAUUUUUCGUCCCCGGGGACACUGACUGAUGGCGUUUGGGGGAAUUUGUGGGCGUGUCUUUCUAUGGGCGUGUCCGCAGGCUUCUUUUUGCUAUGGUUGACCCUUGACCCUGUUUUAUGAGCGAGACGGCUCAGUCCGGGUUUUGACUUACAAAAAAAUAGGGGGGAGAGAAGAGUGACAAUUGUAAAUUAUACUUCUCUAAAAAUGCUGAAUUAGAUUAGAAAUUGAUUGUACCUUGUUUACAAUUUAAGCCAUUCAAAAAAAUGAAAAACAAAGGCGCUCAUCUGUCACGCACGAAUGUUGCACAAGUUUUUGUGUUCUGGAAAUAAACUUGAAGUUCCAGUUUAUUUAUUAAAAAGUACACACUCAA
This is a messenger RNA of Gasterosteus aculeatus aculeatus (three-spined stickleback), 3193 nucleotides long. Its product is annotated as kiaa0895l. The record is from RefSeq and is a predicted model, not a curated record. Lineage: Eukaryota; Metazoa; Chordata; Actinopteri; Perciformes; Gasterosteidae.